CUCAGAAUUAAAAAACGGGACUUUGUAAGUCCUAGGUCCUAUGUGACAUUUAAUGUGCAACAUGUGGGUCAGUGGGGGAAGAUGGCAGUCCUUAGCGGAGCCACAAACUCGAUACACGACAUUCUGUUGAUGAGAAUCCAUGGGAGUUGGAUUAAACCGGUCUGUAUCCCGGAAAUUGUUUAGGAUUUGAGGUAAACGCUGCCGGGAGAUGCUGUCGCCGCAAGAGAAAACAAGCGUAGAACCAGAAAAAUAAAAUCACAGAAUCGAGGCCUAUCGUGACAGUUAGCUGGUGAUAGAAUGGAUGAAGUCUGCAAUGGUCAUCCCUACAUGUCAGGCCUGUGUGGUGUGUCUGUGUGUGUGGACUGCAGGCAGUGGAGACUCUUCGAGGGAGUUUUCAGGGGCCGUGGGAGGCCGCACAGUGAGCACCCCCAACAGCCAGCACACUUCCCCCAGCCGUUCUCUUAGUGCUAACUCCAUCAAAGUGGAACUGUACAGUGAUGAGGAGGUAGGCCGUGGCACAGUACCAGAGGAUGAGAAAGGGGACAUGGUGGAGGAGGGGGAUUCUGAGCAGGGAGGAGAGGCAGGAGGUGGCUACAGGGAGCUGGCCAGUCCGGAGCCCAUGUCACCAGGAGGUGCCACCCGGCUGCCCAAUGGGAAACUCAAGUGUGACGUCUGUGGGAUGAUCUGCAUUGGGCCCAAUGUCCUCAUGGUGCACAAACGCAGCCACACAGGUGAGCGGCCAUUCCAGUGCAAUCAGUGUGGGGCCUCCUUUACACAGAAGGGGAACCUGCUGCGUCACAUUAAGCUGCACUCAGGGGAGAAGCCCUUUAAAUGUCCCUUCUGCAGCUAUGCAUGCCGCAGACGGGACGCUCUCACCGGCCACGUCCGCACUCACUCGGUGUCGUCUCCCACAGUGGGAAAGCCCUAUAAGUGCAGUUACUGUGGACGCAGCUACAAGCAGCAGAGCACCCUGGAAGAGCACCGCGAAUGCUGCCACAGCUACCUGCAGAGCCUGGAGACACAGAAGCCAGCCAGUGCUCACACUCAAGUAGAGGAGCUGAGGGACCUGGAGUUCAUGCCUGACAACCUGCUACAACCUUCCUCAGACAAGAUUACGUUCAUCGAUCGGCUGGCCAACAGCAUCACCAAACGCAAGAGAUUCACACCACAGAAAUUUGUAGGACAGAAGCACAUGCGCCACAGUCUAGCUGACACGCCUUUCGAGCUCAGCGCCGCCUUUGACAAGGACGGGGAGAAACACCACGGUCUGGACCAGCCACACUACACCGUCCUGGAAGGAGGCUACCUGGGGGUGCCAGGAGCUGGUGGAUCUGAAGGCCUCCAACCCCUAUGGAUGCCACCCCCUCACCCCUCCUGCCUGUCAGAGCUCCGGCCAGUCAUCACCUCGGCUCACACCCCCAUGGCGCCGCUGGGGCCGAGGCUGGACUGCAUGGGGGCCGGGGCUGGCCUAGGGUCCACAGGAGUGGGGGGCAGGGAGGCUGCAGAGGGUCACGAGGACCUACCACUUGGCCGCAGCCACGCCCCUUCGCCUAGCAACGUUUGCCAGGACUCCACAGACAAUGAGAGCAUGCCGGAUGAAGUGUUAAGCAAUGUGGCGCCUGCCAUGCCUCUCCACAACAACAAUCACCACCUCCACUCCAACCACCACCCACCCCCUCCGCCCCUACUGCACCACAGGGGUAGGGACAGACACAGCCCAAGCCACGCCAGGGAGAGGGAAGAGGAUGGCAACUCUGCCACCCCCCCAGCCCCAGGCUCCCCCACCUCCAGGGAGGUGUUUCGAGUGGUGGACGGAGAGGGGCACGUGUUGCGCUCCUUCCGCUGUGAGCACUGCCGCGUGCUCUUCCUGGACCACGUCAUGUUCACCAUCCACAUGGGCUGCCACGGCUUCCGCCAGCCCUUUGAGUGCAACAUCUGUGGCCAUCGCAGCCAGGACCGCUACGAGUUCUCCUCGCACAUUGUCCGCGGGGAGCACCUGCUAGGCUGAGGGAUGGCUGGGCAAGGCCUCUGUACUUAGGUUUUGUUUGUUUUUUUACUCUGAGAGAAGGGCCUGCUUGGGUUUGGUCUGCAUCACAAUAAGGGGUAGGGGUAGUACUAAACUGCUUUUAGUAAAUUAUUUGUGCAAAGGCGUUGAUACUGUUACCACAUAAACCUUGACUUCAAAUAAGCACAUUAGGUCAAUUGCAUCACUUUUAAAAAAGGAAAGAGAAUCCUCACCACUCUGAAUGCACUUUUCAAAAUGCAUGAAUUCUUAAUGAGAAAAUGCACUUUCAAAUAGAUUUUAUUCUGAAGUAAAGGGAGUGAAUGCACUUUUUUUUCUCUCAAAGUGCCUUUCUCUGCUGUGGUCUACCUUUCCUCUCUUAUCCCGGUAAAAACGGGGUGCACAAAACAGCGAUGCUACCAUCUAGACAAUGUGAUUUAUAUGUGACAUUUUGAGUUGUUUCGUCGACUGCACUGUAAUCAAUAUUUUAACCAAGAUAAAAACAAGAACAGUCAGGCUUCCUUGGAAUUUAUCAAAGCUCUAUUUGAAAAGCACUUAACAGAUCUAUUCCAUUCCGUAACACACCUAGUCCCUGGGGGUGUGGCAGACAGUGUUGUUUAAGAUUGUGUGUAGAUGGUAUAUAUAUUACUGUUGGUCAUUUAUUUUAAUGAGUUGCGGUGCAGACUGGACCCAGGAUCCCAAGUUAAAUGUUCAGAAGAGAUUUGAGGGGUUGGCCUCAAUGAGGAGUGCACUUUUGAAUUUCAGUUUGUGUGUAUGUUUGUUAUUUUGGAAGUUAAAUGAGAGUUUUAGGCUUUUAGCAGUGUGAAUGGGGUGCAGUAUGUUUGUUUUGUUUCCUUUAAUUGCUUUUGUUGCACUGAGAUACCUGCCGAGAUCAUUUAUAUUUAAAGAAGAUUACAUUUAUGGCCUGCACCUUUCUCUGUGCAACAUGUUGAAAGAAAUAAAACGUUUUUAAAACUCAUUCCACAAAAGAAGAGAGCCACUGCCAACAAAGGGCUGGGAUGAGAUCUUUGGCCAUUUUAGGUCCUUGGUAUCCCACUGCUUUGUGUACUACAAAACAAACCUAAACAUGAUUAUUAUUUACAAGUGAGACUUAAAACAAUUGUAUAUUCAUUGUACUGUGCCUUUCCUGACGUUGACCUGGGGGACAUGUAUUAACAGCCUUGUCUUGCCAACAUAUAUCUUUAUGGAUGAGAAGAUGUAGUUAUUUUGAUGAUAUAACAUGACAUAUCUUGUCUGCCCCUGCUAAGUAGCCUGCCCAUGCUGAAUGGAUUGCCCUUCACUAGUCAUUUUGAUUUGCACAGUCACUCAUUUCUUAAGUAGCCUAAUCAUGUUGAUGUAAAUUGUAUUACAUCGUCCAAAAAGGAAAUAAACACGUUUUAAAAAAGCACUCGGGCAUAUAAAAGAUUUUAAAAUAUUCCGUUGAUAAGUACAUGUCCAGAAGAUUGUCACCUGCUGCUAAGGCAUAAAUGAGUAGUGUGUGUGGUUGUCCACAGUCCUCUGUGGUUGAGAUUGAGUACGUGGUUCUUCCGAAAGUGACGUUGAAAUGCUUAUUCUUCAAUGAUUUUCCUUUUUUCUCAUUGGACUUGUUUUUAUAGAGCACUGAUGUUGGUAAACAUUUUCCUUGGAAUCAUGACUCAUAGAUCCCUUUGGUCAACUUUGACUACCAAGAUGUAUAGUUUGUAUUUUAUUUUCCACAACAAUGCUUUGCUCAAAGGAACUUGAUGAAUACACACUUGUGAAUUUUAAAAAAGCACUUACAUUGAGAGAUUAGGAAACUGAGGCUAAGGGGUCAGUUAGGUCCUGAUUGGUUUUGGCAGUUACCUUACUUGUUUACCUAAUUUCUUUGUCUUCACAGUGAAUGAACUUGGAAGCCCGUGGGGUUUAUAGCUCUUGAUUAGGGCCCCAGAGUUUUCUAUGGUCAAGCAAAACUACUGGCCCUACUUAUGACACAGAUGAAGUAUGACAGACUGGAAAAUCUGCCAUGGGAUUUCUUUAUAAAAUAAAUGAAACUUACCUCAAUUGUUUCUGGGGGGGAUAACGGUUUGGUGAAUGUUUAUUUCUUUUGGUGGUUAAUUUGACCUUUUAUGUUUUGACAGCGACAGCUCUGUAUCUUCACUAUUUGAUAUUUUAAUACAUUUUACCAAAAAAAGGACUGUGGCUUUGAAGUGGAGUACAAGAAAAUAUCAGAAAAGAUCUUAAACUAUUUAUUUACAGGGCAUAGUUGCAUUAAUGUUAAUCUGUACUGCUGUUCUAAAUGUAAUGCCUUAUGAACGGAUAUGUAAUUACUCUUCAAAUUAGAUCAUAUUUAGAAUGUAAAUAAAAAAUGGUUUGAUUAUUGAACUGAUGUGGAAGUUGUGCAUCGUUUCACACUAAUUCGAAGGGCAGGAUCUCUCCAGAUCUGUUGUUUCUCUUUAAAAAUCUGUCUAUUGUGCCUUACUCCCUGAGGUUCACUGUUUGAGGAUGUUGGCUCAACAUAGAUUUGAGGACAGAACACUUGGUCCAGGGUCAAUCUCAAGAAGAAGUAACAAAUGUAUAUGACAGAUAUUAGGAGGGGGGGGGCUUUAAUGAGUGUUAAUUAUAGCUGUUUCACAUCAGUCACCAAUCCGACACCUAGCUACAUUGACAUGACCUUGUCGUUCCACAAAUCAGGCUGAUGGCACAGCACAAAACUCUAGCUUCUGACUCAUCUCACAAUAGCUUCCAUUUACAAAUGUGCCUGUGACUUUACUCAUGUGUUAUGAUGCAAAAACAUUUUUUUCUGUAAACCAAAUGGCAUGUACACAAUAAUGUACAUUAACUGCCAAAGAUUGAAGUUUGAGAUGUUAUGAUCUAUGUAUGAUAUUACGGGUCUUUAUAAGAAUUAAUUCUGCCUGUCCCAGAGUAGGCAGAUGGCUUGUUCUAACAGAGCUAUAUUAAAGAGCUUGUCAACUGAAAUACUAGCAGAGAUGUCUGGGCUUUGGUAAGUGUGAAAAUGCCAAUUCAGUUAACCUAACCAGACAAGGAUAAUAGGACAGGAUGUCUCAUACUUGCCCUGGCAGUGACCAGUGCAGUUUCUCUUACAUGAAAUCCAUUUUGACCAGAAGGUAAGCAAAUCCUUGAAAAAAAGUAAAGGAGGUGAUCCUGGAUUUUAUUCUUUGGUGUACUACACUGGAUUGCCGUUAUGCUUUUAAAACCUGGUGCAUGUGGUAACAAUGUGGUCUGCUAAACCUUAAAAGUUUUCACAAAAAUCUAAAGGACAAAUGAGUAAAGCUUAUUUUGUAUUUCCCCUUAAGUCACCCCAGCUUCAGAGAAAAAUAUUUUGUUACUGAUGUGUGCUUGUGUUUGCCCUCGUUUCAAUGUUCCUUUCCCUUUCAAGGUUUCUUGAUUGCACUGUGUUUGUGUUCCCUUUGACUUGACUAUCUGCUCUGUUACCUUUACUCCUGCCCCUGUGAAUUGUGUGGAUUUGCUUGAACUGCAGAGCCUUUUUUCAUGUACCAUAAUGUAAUUAAGUAUUUGUGUAUCAAGAUUAAUCUACUGUAAAUUUUGUACUGUAUUGAAGGAGAGUAUUCCAAAUAAAUACACUUGACUGGC
This is a messenger RNA of Oncorhynchus gorbuscha (pink salmon), 5593 nucleotides long. RefSeq names its product zinc finger protein Eos-like. Gene Ontology annotation, biological process: regulation of transcription by RNA polymerase II. The record is from RefSeq and is a predicted model, not a curated record. The transcript is spliced from 8 exons. Gene Ontology annotation, molecular function: DNA-binding transcription factor activity; RNA polymerase II cis-regulatory region sequence-specific DNA binding. The coding region runs from base 302 to 2008 and encodes 568 amino acids. NCBI's taxonomy places the organism in Eukaryota, Metazoa, Chordata, Actinopteri, Salmoniformes, Salmonidae.